Messenger RNA from Drosophila grimshawi, 3329 nucleotides. RefSeq names its product C-mannosyltransferase dpy-19 homolog. The coding region runs from base 145 to 2706 and encodes 853 amino acids. NCBI's taxonomy places the organism in Eukaryota, Metazoa, Arthropoda, Insecta, Diptera, Drosophilidae. Gene Ontology annotation, cellular component: nuclear inner membrane. Gene Ontology annotation, molecular function: mannosyltransferase activity. The transcript is spliced from 7 exons. The record is from RefSeq and is a predicted model, not a curated record.
AUCAGCUGUGGCAAGUUCAUUUGUUUACGGAGUAAAGCUGCAUCAAUAUCGGCAAAGACUGGACUAGUUUUAUCAACCUGUAGGCAAAUAAAUAAUGAAAACAAGAACCCACUAAACAACACACGCCAUCACAAACGCUUAGCCAUGCGCGAGCCCAACUUGUACGUCAUAUUAUCGCACGCGCUAAUUGGCUCGGGUUUCUUUUUCCUGUACAUGCACCAUGUGCGCGUCAUCUUCGAGACGCGAACCAACAUACGGCAUCUCAACCAAUUGGAGAGCGAAUCGAUGUUGCGCCGCGAAGAUGCCCUUUAUUACACAUUCUACAAGAAGCUGACCGACGGUCCAACGUUCUGGCAUGGCUACGAGCAGCUAAAGAAUGUCACCGACAUUGAAUAUCCACACAGCGUCAAUGUGCUGCAGCGUUUCUAUGUGCUGCCCGAACUGGUAACUGCCUACUUCUUUCACAUUGUCCGCGCCGGCUUUAAUCCGAGCCUACAGCCCAUGGAGUUCUACUUUGAGUUCGUCUGGCUAAUGGGUGGCGUCACGCUGCUUGUGCUCUAUCUGUAUGGGACGCUGCUAAGCGAAAAUGUGUUUGGUGGCAUCUACGGCGUCAUCUCCUAUUUGAUGUUCCACAGCUUUGCAGCCAAGAUCUAUGAACGUCCAAUGGCGCGUGAGAAUUUCGCGUUUCCAUUUAUAUUUCUGCAGAUGUUUUAUUUGUGUAUAUGCAUUGGCCGUGUACUUCACCGUCAGAAGCACUCCUCGCGCGUCUUUAUGAUAUUCGUGAUGGCGAUGUUUACGGCGUGUGCGCUGCUCUCGUGGCAAUUCUCCAACUUUAUAUUCACAACACAAAUUUUAAUUGUAAUGACUUCGUGGAACAUCGGCUCAAUGCCAGCUGGCCUGGCAAAUUCAUUCGCAUUGGAUUACUCACUGUCACACCUGCUGGGCAAUUGCCUGGCCUUUGUGCUCUCGCAUGGCAACAGCCAGCUGCUUUUCACCUGGCAGCUGAGCGUUGCACUUAGCUUGUUCCUGAUUACGGUUGUUCGGCAAUUACGCAAUCGGCGCUGCACGAACGAUCUGCUGCAAGGCGACUAUUUCUCGUUUAAGUUAAUAUUGCUAGCGCUACUGUUUGCCUGCAGUAUGCAGGGUAAGCUUGUGGAUAUGCUAAGCAAGUCCGGACUGCUCAACUGGCAGGACAACACGUAUAUGCACUAUUGUGACCUGUGGGCGCACUGGAUGCUGCAGGCAAAGGUGAGCUUUGUGACCAAUUUGUCAGCAUGUAAUCCGCUCUAUGCACGCGUCGCCUGGUCGGAACUAUGGCAGCUGGUGAAGACAUUAAUUGUGAAGCCAUAUUGCAUGUAUGGCGUCGUUAUGCUGGCCAUGUUCUUUCGCAAAUGGCGCAAAAGUAAUGUUCCAUCAGCGGCUAAUCAGGAGCAACGCGAGCGCGCUCGUAACUAUGUGCUAGAGGAUUUUCUCGAAGAGCACCAUGUAUCCAUGAGCGAUAUGUCCAACAAGCAAACCGAACAGCAGCUGCAGCAGUGCUUCGCAAUGCUCGAAAGCUGCGAUCACAACUAUGACCGCUAUAAGCGCGAAAAGGCCAAAAUGCAACAGGAGCAGCCGGCGGCGCGCGACGACUUUAUGCAGGAUAUUAAGCGCCUCAAGGCUCAGAUACAUCGCAACAGUGACAAACAGCGCAAGGAACGCGAACAAGCCAGCGAACCAAAUCUCAAAGAGACGGCUCCAGUGGCAACUGAAAUGAGGACGCAAACUGCAAUUGAAACUGAUACAGAAAUAGAAACCGAAAUCGAAACGGCAACGAAAACGGAAACGGAAAAGGCAACUUCAGACACAACUGAACCAGAAGUGGAUGAAACGUUACCGUCCACCAAGGCGCCAAGCAAGGAGGCGACGAACGGCAAACGACGACAUACGCGUCGCGAUUCUGUGAUGCCCACGGCCAAUGGUCAGAUAUUAAAUCUGCAUUACAUGUACAGUUUCAUGCAGAUGAUUGUCUUCACACUAAUUGGCCUGACCGUGCGCAAGCUCUUCUUUCUCAGCUUCACUCAGGGCUGUGUUAUAGCGCCCACGGUAUGCUCAAAGAUUUGGUACCAUCGACAACGCAAUAUCUUUUGGUCUGUCUCUCUGGCCGUCUUCAUGCUUAGCAUGUUUGAUCCGGGCAUGGUUAACAUACGUGAGGAGUAUUUUCCCACACGCCACACCCAACCGUCAGAUGAUCUGGAAGGCAUGCUUGAGUGGAUCAAGUUAAACACAGAACGCGAUGCAGUAUUUGCAGGGCCCGUAGAGAUAAUUGGCACCGUGCACCUGACCACCAAGCGGCCGAUAGUAAAUCAUGCGCAUCUCGAGAUGCGUCAAAUGGCUGAACGAACGGAGCAUGUCUACUCGGUGUACAGUCGCCAGCAAUCAUCGGAAAUUUACAAUCAAUGCACACAACUGAAAAUCCAAUACUUAAUCAUAUCUCUGGACGAGUGCAGCAACGAAGUGCAGGAUGACUGCGACAUCUUGUCCAUUUGGGAUGAUAAGCAGCCAGCCUUUCGCAAAUAUCCGCAAUUUUGCCACGAGCUCCUGAACAAGAAUGUGCCCAGCUUUUUGAAGGUUUAUGCCAACGAAAACUAUGGCAUCAUUAAGAUGUUCUCCCAAAGUGUGCAGAUCAAUUUGAAGCACAACAAAAUGCCCGAAAUGUCCAUGUGAGACAGACAAUAGGCCCAACCAAAUGUAACUAUGGGCUACAAGGCAAAUGUGACUAGUAUAUUUUAAAAGUAUAAUUAACUGUAUUAGUGUUUAGUAGUGGGUGAGUAGGCGUACACAGAUACCCUCUAAAUGAAAUGUUGACACCAAAAACCAGCUAAAACUAAACAAGUUAUUAAAAAAUAUAAAAUAUGUUUUAACAGAACAUAAACACACAUAAGUAAAUGUGUGUAUAUGUUAUCUACAUGUGUAUGUAAUUAUUUACAUACAUUGCCUUGCAUUUAAGACGCGUACGACUUUUGUUCUGUUAUAUUCAGAUUUUAUUUGGAAUGCAUUCCCCUUCCAUUAUAUUUGCGUGUACGGUUUAAGUUAAGUUUAGCUAUUGAUUCGACUAUAUAAUUCGCGAGUUUCGAAGCUGUAGGUGCUUCAUCCAUUUCGCGCGUUAAGUUUAAACUAAGCUUUUUACAUAUUACAAAUAAGCCACACAGACACAGACAUCCGUUGGGUGUUCAUAUUUAUGUAUGUAUAUGUAUGCAUUUGGUCCCUGCUAAAAAGAGAAUGAUGACCUCCGAGAGUAUAAAUUAUAGAAAAGCUCCUGAAAUAAAAUUUAACACAUACAAAUUCAA